CGUAGUUUAUUCACCUCAACACAAGUGUUAGGGGAUAAGGACGGGCAAACAACUGAAGUUUUGUCAACGUUCUAUUUUUCCUGUAGCGAGUACGACAACUGUCAUAGCGAGACGACUAUCAAUGGCAGGUCCGGCGUCCGUCCUUACUCUGUCAACGUCGCUGUUCUGGCGUUUCUGAUGAGAUCGUACAUCUAUAACAACAGCAACAACGUCGACGAAGAUGACCUGUUCCUUCUCAACAACUCCUACGACUACAUUGUAGUUGGUUCCGGGUCAGCUUGGUCCGUGAUUGCUGCUCGACUGUCAGAAGAUAGUGACGUCAGUCCUCGUUUUGGAAGCUGGGCUGGAUGACAGAAACGAGGCUGUACUAGCAUUCCAGCAGAAGGACCAAACAGUCAGAGAUCGAAAUUCGACUGGGAGUAUUACACCGAACCGCAGAAACAGGCGUGCUGGGCUUUGAAAGAAAAGAGGUCAUACUGGCCCAGAGGUCGAGUGUUGGGCGGAACCAGUCAGAUGAACUAUAUGGCGUAUGUCCGGGGGAACCGGUUUGACUAUGACAGCUGGGCGGCCCAGGGGUGUGACGGGUGGAGCUACAAAGAUGUUCUUCCGUACUUCAAGAAAUCAGAGGACAUGCAGGACGAGGAGCUCGCCAAAUCAGAAUACCACAACCGUGGAGGCCCACUUAAGGUGAGCCGAGCGCCCACGAGUUCUCUCCCUUCGAUAUUCCUGAAGGCGGCCAAAGAGGCCGGAUACAACGAAACAGAUCAUAACGAGAAUGUCAGGAAGAUUAAACGUCUUUGGGUUUGCUAUUGGACAGUCCACUAUGGGAAACGGUCAAGCACGUCAAAGUCAUUCUUGUGGCCUGCAAGAAAAACAAGAACAAAUCUACAUAUUGCUGUACAAGCUCAUGUAACCAAGGUUAUCAUAGAAAAUAAGAAAGCUGUUUCUGUGGAGUUUGUCAAAAAUGGCCGAGUUCAAAGAGUGAAAGCCACAAGGGAGAUAAUUCUGUCAGCUGGAACUAUUGGAUCUGCACAGAUAAUGAUGUUGUCUGGAUUAGGACCCAAAGAGCAUCUUGAAAAGUUAAAGAUUCCUGUGGUUGCUGAUCUGCCAGUGGGAGACAACCUUCAGGAUCACCUGCUGACAUUUCUUAGAGUUCUUAUAGAUCAACCGCUGUCAACGAGUCCCGAAAAGUUAAAUAAAUCGUGGACAAAAUGGCAGUAUGAUAUUUUCAAAACUGGUUACCUCACAACACCAUGCGGCAAUGAGGCUACUGCCUUUGCCAGGACUCGAGAUGACCUGCAAUAUGGAAACCCUGAUGUGGAAUUCCACAUGCUCGUCAAUUUGCCGGAAAGAAAACAUAUCGAGCGAUUGAUUAGUUUAGACUCCAAGGUCAGUGAACAGUUGAAAUGGGACGCAGCAGAAGGGUUUGCUAUUGUCCCUAUGGUGUUACGACCUCAGAGUGUCGGGACAAUUCGUCUUCGGAGCUCGAACCCGUUUGAAUAUCCAGUAAUACAACCAAACUACCUCAUGGUGACAGAAGAUAUGAUGGUCAUAUACAGAGGUGUUCGGAUAUUUCAGAAACUACUGAAGACUAAAGCGUUCAGAGAUAUCGGAGCCCGACUGGACACGACGAGGGUCCCGACGUGUAGUCAGUACACCUACGACUCUGACGAGUAUUGGCAGUGUUACGUCAGGUCAAUCACCAUCUACGUGUUCCACCACAUUGGUACCUGCAGGAUGGGGGCGAUCGCAGACCCCUCCACUGUAGUCGACCCUCAUCUCAUAGUAAAAGGUAUAUCUGGUCUGCGUGUAGCUGAUGCUUCCAUUAUGCCCAACGUCGUUUCCGGAAAUACCAAUGCUCCUUGUAUUAUGAUUGGAGAAAAGGCAGCCGAUUUGAUUAAGGGAAAGAACUCUGUAUGACAGGGAUUUGAACGACUUCCAUUAGAAGAACAGUCUCAAAGUUGCAUAAUAAUAAUUAUUUAUUAUACUUUUUUUGUGUGAAAUGUAAACAUAAUGCCUUGAAUAAAAUGCCCACAUAAGAUAUAGAAAUAAUUUCAAACACUACUAUAAUCAUAAAGUUAUAUUAUUUCAAAUUUGAAUAAGACAGGUCAACACGUGACAUCGCAGUUUAAAUUUGAACUGUAUCUGCUUAUCGACAAAUGUCUGACUUGCAUUUUAGUGGAUUAACAAUGAAUAUUUUCUCUCUCUAUAUAUAUGGUAUAUUUUCUCUAUAUAUUUUCUCUAUAUACAGUUUUUGUUUUUCAUCAAGAAUUUUUUACUUCAUUACAAAAACCUUUAAAAUACCAACAUAUGGCAUGUGCCACUUUGGGAAUGUACCUUGAUAUCUUAAAGCAUUUUACUUAACUAUUGCAUAGUAUAGGACAUAAAAGGGGUGUCUGAUAUUGCCAGAAGAUCUUCAUGCCAAUAACUCACAUUAUAACCCAUAUUAUAGUCCAGAGAUUCCACACACAGCAACAGAGAUCACGAAAGACAUUAAAUGUAAUUUCACCAUACCAUCAUUGAAAUAAAAAAAUCAGAAAUUAUAUAAUACCAUAAAUCCAACAAAUUAUAUCAUGGCGAGAGUUUGUCAAUCUACCAUUAAAUAAUACAAUGACAAGAUUAUUCUAUAAUAUUAUCACGAAAACAAACAUCUCCAUUUAGUUUUAUUGUAUAAAUAAUAAAAAUGUAUACUACGAUU
Molecule: messenger RNA, 2698 nt
Organism: Gigantopelta aegis
Lineage: Eukaryota; Metazoa; Mollusca; Gastropoda; Neomphalida; Peltospiridae
Product: glucose dehydrogenase [FAD, quinone]-like
Exons: 13
Molecular function (GO): oxidoreductase activity, acting on CH-OH group of donors; flavin adenine dinucleotide binding
Source: RefSeq, a predicted model, not a curated record